Molecule: messenger RNA, 1768 nt
Organism: Coregonus sp. 'balchen'
Lineage: Eukaryota; Metazoa; Chordata; Actinopteri; Salmoniformes; Salmonidae
Source: the annotation of a GenBank genome assembly
AUGUCAGCCAGAAACGCCAACAUUGGCGAGCCAGCCCCAGAGUUCACUCCUACAGCCGUAGUGGACGGACAGUUCAAAGAGGUCAAGCUGUCUGACUACAGAGGUAAUCUCUCGUGGACAGAUUCACGUGUAAACAGGAAGUGACAACUUUGCGAGAAGUUUACUUCUGGGUAACCAAGAUUACUACUGAGGUAAUGGUGGAACUGGGUGAAUGGAGAGGCUUUGCUUUGGUGUGAAAUCAACUACACACAAACAAAAAUAAUACAUUAAAACUCAACAUUUCUCAGACUUAAAUCUCUGCUUAGCUAUACACAUCCCAUGGUGUUGAGGUUAAGUCGUGGAUGCAGAUUUUUAACUAUUAGGCAAAUUACCAUAAACCGUAUGCAAUACUUUUCAAAUCCCAUUUCUCUUUUCUCGCUAAGGGAAGUAUGUGGUGCUGUUUUUCUACCCGCUGAACUUCACCUUUGUGUGCCCCACUGAGAUCGUGGCCUUCAGUGAACAUGCUGAGGAGUUCAGGAGAGUGGCUGUGAGGUCCUGGCAGCCUCUACAGACUCCCACUUCAGUCACCUGCCUGGUGAGACCAUGAGCUAUACUAGGGUCAUAUAUGGAAAAUACUGAUAUAGGAAAACAAACCAGAAUCUUGUCCUCUACUGUCCUUCUGUAUAAUCUAUGUUUUUAUUUAAUUAUUUUUCAUCAUGCUGCAUAUAUCUAACUUAAUACCCCAUCUUGUGGCUAUGGUUAGGUAAUAAUUGUCAUGUCUGUGAAGAGGAAUCCAGGAAGUAAAUUCGCUAGGCUGCAUAGGGUCCUGAAGCCCCAUCCUGCCCAGAGUUGAGCUUCUCCUGUCAGCCUGUGUAGCUGUGAUAAGACCUUGCAAGACUGACUGAGUUGGUUUGCACCUCCAGAUACACAGCAGAUGUUUAGCGGCCAUUGUUCAAGUCAUCAAUAAUCAGUCUGUCUGCGGGCAUGCAGUGCAUUUGCGUACAGUCCUGUAUUUAUUGUGUGUGUAAUAGUGAUUCUAUCUCUCCCCCUCCGGUGCAGGAUCAACACAGAGAGGAAGCAGGGAGGUCUGGGCCUCAUGAAGAUCCCUCUGCUGGCUGACCUCACCCAGGCCAUCUCUAGGGUCUACGGAGUGCUGAAGGAGGAUGAGGGCAUAGCCUACAGGUCUGUUACCAAGCUCUGGGACAAGUCUUAUAAUCCUGUUCUCUCGCUCUCUCACUCACAGCUACCCAUUUACUGACCUUUAUACAGUGCUCAGCCCUAAUCCUGUUCUAACCUUCCUCCCUGCUGUCCAGAGGUCUGUUUGUGAUUGAUGACAAGGGCAUCCUGAGGCAGAUCACCAUCAACGACCUGCCAGUGGGGUGCUCUGUGGAUGAGACACUGCGCCUGGUGCAGGCAUUCCAGCACACUGACAAGUUUGGAGAGGGUGAGAGGAGGAGGGGACAGAGAGCAGGUUGGGGAUUUAGAGUAGGAAGUGCUGACAUCUCAGGACAUGGCAGGAGACUCAUAUUGUUAGGCAUCAAUAUACCUCCAUUGUAUGCACUCUAGUGCUACUUGACCUUUAGCCCCUCUUCAGCUCAGUUCCCAUUUGUAUUAGAAUAUACAGUGCAUUUAGUGAGCAAAUGUGUUUGAUAUACACUGUUUGAUCGCAGGGCAGAUGUGUGACUUGUUGUUUCUCUCUACAGUGUGCCCAGCAGGAUGGAGACCAGGGAGCGACACCAUCGUCCCAGACAUCCAGAAGAGCAAGGAGUUUUUCUCCAAACAGAACUGA